GGCGUUUCUUCAACUAAAUAGCACUUGCCACCCCAAUUGCUGACAUCUUUACCGCCCCUGACCGCCUGCUAAAUAAUUAAAAAUAUGGAGCCCUCCAUCCACUAGAUAACUGCUGCGGCAUGGAACUGACGAAUUGUUUUGGAUACAGCUGAUCUGCUUCCUUACUCCCUUUUAAGCACCCUCCUUUUCGAAACGUAACCUAAGACAUCCUCCGCCUUCAGUCCCAUAAUUCGCCUCCUCUAUAACUGUCAGAUCUCCCUCUUUCUAACCAUCUCAUCCAUUCAUCACACCAAGUAAUCAAGCCUUGAACAACACGAUAUAUCUCCAGCCAAAAUGAGGAAAUUCGGCUUCGGAAGAAAGCAUGCGGAUGGCGAUGACGAUGCGAACCGUUCGGCCCUGUUUGGGAAGAAGGGCUCUCCGGCGCCUUCGUCCGACAAUCCCUAUGCUCAAUCCCAACCCGCGAAUGACCCUUACAUGAACGAUAGCAACAAAUAUGCCCAUAUGACGCCUUAUCAACAAGCUCGCGCGCGUCUCCCCGAUCCUCAAACCAAUGGUCUACCUAACGGACCAUCUCCUCAGAACGGUCACGCUGCCCCACCAGCUCGUACGAAUAGCGGCUACUCUUCAACAAGUCCAGCACCUCCAUAUUCCGCUAAUGGCUAUACCAAUGAUAAAUAUGGCGCGCCGUCGGGCUAUGGCGCAAGUAAAUAUGGUAACUCGAACGGUUAUGGUGCUCGUCCGGGUGGCUACGGUGGACUUGGGCAGUCCGAUAAUAAUAAUGCGGACACCAAUAGGGAUGCGCUUUUCUCUGGAGCUCGUGAGCGGUUUGACCAGCGCCAGCCCAAUGGUCAAGAUACGUCUGGAGCUUCUGGCACAUCGGGAAUUGACUCUGGCAAUAAGUAUGGUGGAUAUGGAGAGCAGCGUGAACUUACAGCAGAAGAACAAGAAGAGGCCGAAAUCGAUGACAUCAAACGACAGAUAAAAGAAGAGAGGCUGGCUACAGUAGGGACGACCCAGAAUAUUGCACGUACUGCCGAUCAAGCAUUAGAUGUUGCAAUGCAGACCGUUGCUCGUCUUGGCGGACAGACCGAACGCCUUAACUACACCGAAACCCUUAUCGACAAGGGUAGCUUUGCAAGUAGAGAAGCUGAGCAGUCAACCAAGAAGCUCAAGAGUCUAAAUCGGAGCAUGUUUGCUGUUCAUGUAGGGAACCCUUUCACGGCGUCUAAAAGGCAAAGAGAGAUAGAGCAAAAGGCCCUGGAUGAGCAUCGUUCGGAGCGUGAGAUACGUGAGACAACACGUAAGGAAGGCUAUAUGGGAAACCAACGUAUGGAGGCUACAUUCAGAGAAGCAGAAGCCAGUGCGAAUAACCACGUCUGGAAGAAACAAAGUGCUGCCGAGAGGUCUAAGUAUGCAUUUGAGGAUGAUGAUGAUGAAGAGACGAAUGCACAAGAGGAUGAAAUUGAUGAAAACAUGGAGUUGACGGCCCGGAGACUCGCUUCAAUUAACCACCUUGCUCAUAACAUCAGCGAUAUAGUCGAUACCCAGAACAAGACCAUCGAUAGGAUCGGUAGCAAGAGCGAUAAAUUAAGCGACGAAACGGUGGUGCACACCCGCAGGCUUCAAACCAUCAGAUGAUUAUCCUUGAAGGUAUUGGUGGUAUUGUGCAUCUUCUCAUUGGACAAAAAAAUAUUGUUGGAUUAGCAAUGCUUCAAUAGUUUACGGUGGGGAUGAAUACAAUGGUAUUUAUCUUCACCUGACACUUCAUAAGGUUGACCCCUUAUGAGUAGAGUCGCCCCCAAGCAUCAUGCAUCAGAAUCAAGAUGAAUGCUUGUAGUAUAGAGUAAUGAUAAAACUUCGGUAUCCUCUCAGAACUGCGAGUGGAUUUGUAUGACAGUCUGUUUAUUUCGGGGCCUAUAUUGAGGAUCAGUAUUAUAUUAUAGUUGCAAUAUAGAAGCUUGGUAGUCUAAUAAUUACUUGCCUAUAUUCUG
Molecule: messenger RNA, 1991 nt
Organism: Daldinia vernicosa
Lineage: Eukaryota; Fungi; Ascomycota; Sordariomycetes; Xylariales; Hypoxylaceae
Exons: 2
Coding region: 334-1638 (434 amino acids)
Biological process (GO): vesicle fusion; exocytosis
Cellular component (GO): plasma membrane; SNARE complex
Molecular function (GO): SNAP receptor activity; syntaxin binding
Source: RefSeq, a predicted model, not a curated record